This is a messenger RNA of Rotaria sp. Silwood2, 756 nucleotides long. The record is from the annotation of a GenBank genome assembly. Lineage: Eukaryota; Metazoa; Rotifera; Eurotatoria; Philodinida; Philodinidae.
AUGUUUCGAAGUACACGAUCGUUAACAGGAGUGCAUUCUACAAAUGUUAACUUUACAGUGACUGAUUUUCUUCGUCGUUCCCAAAAAUUAUCUGUUUUAAAUAAAAUCAAGCAUCAUCAGGAAAAUGAAAAAAGUUUACUUUUUCCUGUACAUCAUAAACAUAAAAAUGAUAAUCAUAUAAUAAUGCACGAAACAAUAGAAGACAUUUAUGAUUUGGAUAUAGAAAAGAUUGUUCUCACUUCAUAUAAAAUGGCGGUUGCUCUUAUCAAACCGUUAAAUGUCAUAGCAUUACUUAAACAACAUUGCCUAAUCGAGUUAGAUUCAUUAAGUAAAUAUAUUUUUAGUCAACUCAAUGCAAAAUCAAGAAUGGUUGAUGAUUCAGUGAUAACAACAACAAAUAGUAAAAACAGCUUACAUUCAGAAUCAGAUACAGAUGAUGAUGAAUACGAUGAAGAUGAUUAUUUAAAUAAUAAUGAUGAACUCAUUAGUAACAUUAGUGAGGAUAAUGAAGGUCUAAAUGAAUCAUUUGAUGAUGACGAAGAAGUAGAAAAUAUGAACUCGAUAAUAAAUGAUUUCAAUGGUUUAAAAAUUCGAGACAAUAUAAAUAUGGAACAAAAAGAUCGCUAUUUUAGAAUAAAAAUUAACGAUACGGUGAAGUACAUGCAUAAGCAAACAGCUUGCUGGAUAUUAACGAAUGAAAGUGGAAGACUUUCAACAGAUCGUUUGUGUCGUGUAAUGCAGACAAGCAAAAAAUAA